AUGGGAUUAGAUCCUCUCACAAUUCUUCAAGAAAGAGAAAACAGAUUUAAAACUUCGAGCUUCGAAAUCGAAUUGAGGUCAUUGAGACUUUUAAAUUUUCAAAGGCAGUUAAAAAGCGAAGUUACUUGUACGCGUCGCUAUACCACGCUAGAAACUGCCGUCAAUGUAAAAGCGUACAAACGAACCAAACAUCAAGGUUUGAGAGAAGCAAGAGCAACUGAAAAACUUGAGAAACAGCAAAAAUUAGAAGCGGAAAGAAAGCCAUGGAAGGAAAUUCUCAGCGAACCUUUCAUGAAAUUACCUUCUAAAAAUAAAUUACCGGAUUAUUACGACAUAAUAAAUAAACCUUUGGAUAUAAAGAAAAUAUUUAACAGGAUAGAAGAUGGAAAAUAUUCGGAUUUUGACGAUUUGGAAAAGGAUUUUACUCAAAUGUGUAAAAAUGCUCAAAUAUACAACGAAGAAGCUUCUCUCAUACACGAAGAUUUAAUCGUCCUUCAAUCCGUGUUUACGAACGCGAGACAAAGAUUGGAACAGGAUGCGGAAACGGAUGAGAAGAUAAAGGAUGGAAAUUCCGAAUCGGAAUCCGUUAGAAUGAAAAUAAAAAUAAAAAGUGGAAAAGGUGGAAGAGGAGGAGAGGGAAGAGGAAGCACGAGAAGGAGGAAAACUCAACCAAAGUACACGAAUAGCGAUGACGAAGACGAAGACGAUUGA
Messenger RNA from Pediculus humanus corporis (human body louse), 711 nucleotides. RefSeq lists its product as uncharacterized. The transcript has 6 exons. NCBI's taxonomy places the organism in Eukaryota, Metazoa, Arthropoda, Insecta, Psocodea, Pediculidae. The record is from RefSeq and is a predicted model, not a curated record. Gene Ontology annotation, biological process: chromatin remodeling. Gene Ontology annotation, cellular component: RSC-type complex. Bases 1 to 711 code for a protein of 236 amino acids. Gene Ontology annotation, molecular function: protein binding.